AUGUUUUCAGCCCAAAUUGACGUGUCUUUUAGCGUCUUUCUGAUAAUAUCUCCAUCUAAAACAGUGACUGAAGAAAAGAACGGUGAUAGGGUGACAUUACGCUGCUCUGUGCUGACGUACAAACAUCUCAAAACUGAAGUGGAAUGGCUGUUUAAGGGUGAAGAUGUGGAUGAACACCACCAAACUGUGGGUACAUCACAGCAUCUCUGCUACGCUGAUGUGACAUUUCAGCCUGACCAUCUCAUGUACAGAUCCAGAUAUGAGUCACUGCAGUGUGAAGUGACUGUAGGUGACAAAGAGGAGCUGUUUCCUUUCAGACUUCAGUCCUCAGGUGAGAAACCUGCAUCUAUUGGAAGUCACUUUUACUGACAUGGCUGAAAAUCUAAAAUUCAUUUCACUUUACUCCAAGCGACUGAAGCAAGCGUGACACUAGAAACCCCGACAACAACAGCGACGGUGUCUGCAAAUGACAGCUCCUCAAAUCUAAUAGGUACAACCUCCACAGUCUUCCUUUUUCCUCUUUUAUUGAAGUAGAUUUUUCCCUCCUUGUGUUGCGAUAAUUUCAUGAUCUUCCCAGAUUGGCUGUGGUUGUACGUCACUCUGGCUGUGCUGGUUUUAAUGACACUCUUGAUUGUGGCUGUGAUCGUCAUCAGAUGGAAGAAAACUAAAGGUGAGAAACCUUUGUUGUGAAGACAUUUUGAUAUGCUGUACAGAUUUUUGUCAUAAAGCUGAAAAUCUGUCUCUUUUGUUCUCCUACCAGGGACCAAAACACAGAAGGAUGGCGAUGUUGUGAGUUUAAGAACCACCUUCUUAUACUAAUUCUGUUCGAUAGCUGAGGAGAGAUGAAUUAUUCUAAGUGGCCACACUACCAGGGUUAGAGUUAAUGAUGGAAUAUACUUGUUUCUGUGGUUACAGAUUUUCUUAUCUCAUCUGUGCUUCUAAUUCUCCAAACUCAAAACUGUAAUAUCAUCACAAUUUCUGAGUUUUGAAAAAUCCAUUUCCUGUAGGAUACGUGCAAAAAGAUAAAUAAGUUCCUCAAACCAGAACCGUUUCUUGAACCAAGCUGUAAAUGUUUUAUGUCAAGAUUUAGAAUGGGUGUGUAUGUGGCUUCUGGAACCUUCGAGGCAGGCUUCUAGUGGACACUCCAGGAACUGCAGUUUGUCGCUCUUCUGCAUGUUUCUCAGGACUGAAGGUUGUCUCAUGGUUGUUUUUAAACACAUGUUAAGAAUAACUGAAUUAAUGGAACGAUCAGAGGUGUGGCCAGAGGGGGGGCAUGGGCCCCCAUUAAAUUUUGACCACCACCCAAAAAAACCUCUUAAACUAUAAUUCAAAGCAGCUUUUAGACUGUAGGGCUUUAAUGAUGCUCCAAUGUAGAUCAAUUUUUUUCUGGUGCUGCUCUAGGCUCCAGAAAAACAUCUCCUGUUAGAAUAGGGUGACCAUAUCUCCUCUUUUACCCGGACUUGUCCUCUUUUUGGGGGGGUGUCUUUGGGUUCAAAUCCAGGUCAGGGCGUUUCUAUGUGGAGUUUGCAUGUUCUCCCUGUGUCUGUGUGGGUUUACUCCUCCUUCCUCCCACCUCCCAAAAACAUGCAACAGUGGGGUUAGGUUAAUUGGCCACUUUCAAAUUGCCCAUAGGUGUGAAUGUGAACGUGGAUGGUUGUUCGUCUCUAUAUGUCAGCCCUGCGAUUAACUGGCAACUUGUCUAGGGUGCCCCCUGAUGAUGAGAUGCUGGGAUAAGCUCCAGCCCCCCUGCGACCCCGGGAAUGGGAAUAAGUGGUAGAAAAUGGAUGGAUGGAUGGAUGGAUGGAUGUCUGGGCUGUCCAGGUUUAUCUGGCUUUGUCCGGGGAAGUAUAUAAAAUCCUUCAAAUGUCUGCGGUUUUGUACUUCAGUGUCGAGUUUGUGUCACAUGGACUUACUGAGUUAGAAGUGCAUAAAAGACAUUCAACCUGUCCUGAAAAACUCUCAAAAUUUACUUUGUUUGACUCCGUGACUCCGCCUGACUCUGGUCACCACGUUGUAAAAUGUAGGAUAGACAAAGAAGUAGUACUGGCUGCUAGCGAGCAAAGAAUCCAAACCCCAUUUUAAAGCUUGCUCCUUUUCAGAUAACUAACCAAUUAAAUAUUCAUACUAUACAACAGGUCUUUGAAUUGUUUUCAUUUAGCUGUAUCUUUUUUAUUGAAAAUUAACCACACAGAUCAACUCUUGUAUUUUUAAAGACUGAGCAAGUUACUGGCUCCUCAGGUGUGCUUUAUCAAAAUGUGAAACCUAUAAAUGAUCGUCAGCGCCACAUGUAAGGAUGUCAUCAUUUCCUGAAUAACAUGGUGAGAAGCAGGGUGUGUUCAGCCCUCAGAGACUGUGAGAGAUAAAAAUAAACGUCGGAUGAAGCAACUUAAAAAAAAACAGAAAUGUAUCACACAGUAAAUGCAGGUGUCUCAAAACAAGCAACAAACAUUGAAAGAAGCCCUAUAACUGACUCUAACUCAGCAGAAACAGAGUUAAAAAAUACAGACUUUGAUAAGAAGUUUAAUCCAGUUUGAAUGUCUCAGAGAAACCCCUUUGUUGUCUUCUCUGUGUAGGCCAAUGAUCCUAAAGAUGAUGUCGCCUACGCCUCCAUCGGCUUCACCAAGAAGAGCAGCAGUCAGGCUCGGGUAAAAGCUUCCUGAUUGGUUAAAAUGAAUAUGGAUGUGAAUGAAAAACAAAAAUGAGAGUCUCUAAAGCUUGUAUUAACAAGUUGAGACUAUAAAAGGUGUGGAUUUUGCUAGAGGUCCCUGCUAGGGGCUGAUACUAAUGCAUCAUGUCUCCUCGUGUAAUUAAGCUGUGAUUGGCUAGUUAGCUAAAACCUCAUACCACCACAUGCUGUAACUCCCUCUUUGUAAUUUUGUGUUUUUACUCCAGGUUCUUGGCAAAGUUGAUGGUGAUGAAGACGAUAGUUCUGUGACCUGUGUCACUGUGAAAGCCUCCACUUCUUCUUCUGCUGCUGCUGUUUGA
This is a messenger RNA of Xyrichtys novacula (pearly razorfish), 2985 nucleotides long. Lineage: Eukaryota; Metazoa; Chordata; Actinopteri; Labriformes; Labridae. The record is from the annotation of a GenBank genome assembly.